AUGGCUCUCAAACGCAUUAACAAGGAACUCACGGAUCUUGGACGUGACCCGCCCUCCUCCUGCAGCGCUGGUCCUAUCGGCGAUGAUUUGUUCCACUGGCAAGCAACAAUAAUGGGUCCCGCCGAUAGCCCAUAUGCCUCUGGCGUCUUUUUCCUCGCUAUUACUUUCCCAACCGACUAUCCCUUCAAACCUCCAAAGGUUAACUUCACAACUCGUAUCUACCACCCAAAUAUCAAUUCCAACGGAAGCAUCUGCCUUGAUAUUCUGCGUGAUCAGUGGUCUCCUGCAUUAACUAUUUCAAAGGUCCUUUUAUCCAUAUGCUCAAUGCUCACGGACCCGAAUCCGGACGAUCCUCUCGUACCAGAGAUCGCUCAUGUUUACAAGACCGACAGAGCUAGAUACGAAGCAACCGCUAGGGAAUGGACCCGCAAGUAUGCUAUCUAG
Orbilia oligospora ATCC 24927 is the source of this 444-nucleotide messenger RNA. RefSeq lists its product as uncharacterized. Bases 1 to 444 code for a protein of 147 amino acids. Gene Ontology annotation, molecular function: ubiquitin conjugating enzyme activity. The record is from RefSeq and is a predicted model, not a curated record. Gene Ontology annotation, biological process: protein polyubiquitination; ubiquitin-dependent protein catabolic process. Gene Ontology annotation, cellular component: nucleus. Lineage: Eukaryota; Fungi; Ascomycota; Orbiliomycetes; Orbiliales; Orbiliaceae. The transcript has 5 exons.